Messenger RNA from Symbiodinium sp. CCMP2592, 1848 nucleotides. The record is from the annotation of a GenBank genome assembly. NCBI's taxonomy places the organism in Eukaryota, Dinophyceae, Suessiales, Symbiodiniaceae.
AUGCCCUCUUGCCUCUUCGACAAGCCUCGGACGCCGCUCGAAAUCUAUGGCCGAUCCUUGCCCGAUGAUGCAGACGCAGCUCCCAUGCUCUUCCCCAUGUACACCGUAGCUGCGGAUGUGCUGCUGAAGAUGACGAAGGUCGAGCCCCACGAAAAGUUGAAGGCCGGAGGUGAGCUUGUUGCCUUCAGCGACGACUUGGGCAAGGCAGCCUUCGUUUCGCACCAGUGGCUUGCCACGAACCACCCAGAUCCGGAGUUCAGGCAGAUGAGCAUUCUGCAGAAUGCCUUGAAGCGCAUCCUAAGUAGCUCUGGAUCUCUUUCGCUGGAUUGCAUUACCGAAGGCGUGGUGCGAACGGCCAGGCCUCUUCCCAUGCAGGAGUUCCAGGUACAGAAGUUGUACCUCUGGUACGACUAUUUCUCAUGCCCACAGCUGGAGUAUCAAGCCCGUGCAUCCGAAGAGACGGAUUACCGCCAGCAAGCCAACGCCAUCAACAGCAUACCGGCCUACAUAAGUGAGUGCCACUUCUUUUUCGCACUUUGUCCCGUCCUCGACUGCCCCUUGCAGGGAAAGGUCCUAACAGCAGCGAGUUGGCGAAGCAGGGGGUGGUGCCGCUUGGAAAGAGCCGCACGUGAGCUGUCUCCAAACAGUACUUGGAUUCUGAUUCAAAGCGACACCUCCAUUGAAGUUGUUGGCACAGUGCUAUCCUUUCCGAGUGGCCCCGUCGGGGAAGGCUACUUCGAGAUCGCGGAGGAUCGGCAGAAGCUGUCCCUGGUGAUGCACAGAAUCUUGAUGCGAAAGCUGAAGCACUGCCUGCGUUUGGGUGACUUGCCUGGAUUCCGACGCCACUUCAACCUGCAGAACGUUUACCUGCGGGGGCUGGAGAUCGAGCAGGCGACCGGCCUGCUUCCCAGCUGCCAGGCCCACGGUGGUAACGAUGCAGUGGCGGAGUUCCUACACCAGAACGGCUUGAGGAGGGUCAGUGAGGCCGACAGCGCGGGGUGGUGGCCUCUGCACUAUGCGGCACUUGCAGGCAAUGCCAAGGUGCUGAGGGGCCUUCUGGAGAAGCGUGCCGACAUAAACCGGCGCACGUCGAAGGAUGAGCCGAUGUUGGGCUUUCCGCCAUGGAUGUCGGCUUUGGAUUUGGCGGUAUUUUACCAGCACGAGGAGGCUACCCGGCUUGUUCUCGCGGCGAGAGCCCACCCGGAGGGUGGAGUUUCACCAGCUGCCAUGCAUGCGGCCGUUGUUGACAAUGCAGAAGGAAUCCGGCUCUUGUGCGCAGAGGGUGCCGCGCCACUUUCCCUCAACAUUUUCUCUUUCAAUGCCUUGCAAAAUGCAGCUGGAUAUGCUGCGACUGCAGCGCUGGAGGAGCUGGUGAUGCAGGGUCGCCCAGGUUCUCUGGAUCUUUCGCGUGCGCUCUUCGGUGCUGCAACAGUUCGGGGCGGCUCGGCAGAGCUGGUGAACCGGUUGAUCGCCCUCCGCGCCGACAUCGACUUUCAACUGAACCUCCCACGCGACUUCAGCACACUGGGCCGGCUUCUCUUUGCAGGGAAGUCCUUGCAGUAUCGGAUUGGCCGGGAAACAAUCUUGUCCGGUCUGGCCUAUCAUCUGCAUGGCAGCACGCCGCUGAUGCAGGCUGUAAGGUCGGCUCAAUUCGAGGCCGCCGCCGCUUUGAUCGCGGCCGGCGCGAGACUGGACCUCCGCAACUGCCGGCGCUGGACCGCCGCAGAUUUUGCCCGUGGCCAGUCGAUCCCACACUUUCUGCAGCUUGGCCUGGAGGGGGACCCGUCAGAGUGCCGGCGGGUCUCCUCGCUCGCUCUUGCGGACGGCUAUGUCGAGAUUCCUUUCUGA